Messenger RNA from Aspergillus homomorphus CBS 101889, 2521 nucleotides. RefSeq lists its product as uncharacterized. The transcript is spliced from 2 exons. The record is from RefSeq and is a predicted model, not a curated record. Lineage: Eukaryota; Fungi; Ascomycota; Eurotiomycetes; Eurotiales; Aspergillaceae. The coding region runs from base 55 to 2154 and encodes 699 amino acids.
UCGGUGCAUGAUCGCGCGCACAGCUACGCCAGAGCACAACUCGAGUAGCAGAAAAUGUCUCAUGACCGUGUGAUUCAAGACUCAGAUGCUGAGGAUGAUCCGUUUGUGGCACCCCGAUCCCCAGGGCAGGAGGCCGAUAACGUGCAUGCCGACGUACAAAACCACCAAGAACAAGAGGGCAACUAUGAUUCGAGCAUGAAUAUCAACUUUGAUCAAUACCUGCAAUCGCAGGAAAGAUCACAGCCCGGAAUCCGCUUUCAGCAUCAACAGGAAGAUAGGUGGAACUCGACGAAUGCUGGAGGUGGACCUAUGGGCUCGAUGAUGAACGAGAUUGGACUUGCGCAGCAAAGACUUUUCGACGAUGACGAGGCCCACGUCGUCGAUACGUCGAGGCAGCACCACCAUGAGGGCGUCUACUCAGAGUCGAUCCAAGCAGUUACUACGAUACCUGUACAAGCCGAACAGGUCACUGUUGAUCUCACCGGUCAUCCAUACACCAGCAACUCAUCAUCGUACAGUGCCUUAGAUAGCAAUCUCGGCUGGGCGCAAGCAGACCCCUCGCUAUCAUUAAAUACAAAUCCGAACCCCUCCAGCCUCAAUCGCACGCCUCCACCUCAGCAAUACGAGGCACCUCGGUCCGAUGAUCCCAACGAAUAUGCCACUUACGCUCACGUCGAAGUGCCAAUACAGCCUUACUACCAACAAUUCUCAUCCAUCCCAAGCCACAAUCUCUCCUCCGCAGCCAGAACAUCCUCAUCCUUCAACGUCUUUGAAGCAUCGCUCCCACCCCUCGAGAACGCAUAUCCUGAUACCACCGACAACCAACACAACAUCACCUACUCCGCAACAACCAUCCCCACUGAAGUUGCACCUACCUCCUCUCCUCGACGAAUUGCCUCCCUCCAAGCAACCCCCUUCUCCCCGCACGAUACCCAACCCUUCUCCUCCGUCCCGUCAGCGGCGAAAGCGAGUCGAUACAAAAGCGACAGCCAUCUCGAUACACCGACCAGUCACCCAUCCUACAACGGCAAAGCAACGGCAACAUCACUGGCCCCAACGCAAUUGAGCGCCGACGAGCUAGUCGCCAUCCAAGUCCCCGCUGCGCAAACUCCUACCGUGGAAAAGAAACGCGGCCGCAAGAAGAAACAGCAACCGCCGGAACCACAAGCACCAUCUCUCCCAGAACCUGAUAACCCAACUGAAUCCGAAGCCAUUGUAAUCGACGACAAAAGAGUUAGCGAUCUCGCCGAACCAACCACUACCACCACCACAAUCAACAGCACAGACAUCCAAGACCCCAACCCCACAACGACGACUACGACCACCACCACAAGCACAACCGAACCACCCAACAACAAGCCCGAAAAACGCAAACCAGGCCGACCACCAAAGAACCCCAAACCCCCGACGACAGACCCGGAAGACCCAUCUAACAUUGAACCACCUCAUCAACAAACAGACCUGCCACCCAACCAACAAGACGAAAAAACCCAGCCCUCCGGGACUAAAGAGCCCAAAAAGAAAAAGCUCAAACGCGGCAAAACCACCUCCAUCACCCUGACGAAAACCUACGAAUCAGACAUCGAACCCGACGUGAUCUGGGUCGAAGAAGAAGAAAAAGAAAAUUACGGAAAGCGCGCUGGUCGGGGCCCAGCGAUUGAACUCUCUCCACCACCUUCAGCAACGCUAUCCCUAAAACAACACCCCGAUCCAGAGAUAUUGGAAGCGAAAGAGAAUUUCGAUCCUUCGACUACAGCAGCAGCAGCAGCAGCAGCAACAACAGCAGAACCAGCGCCCAAGAAACGCGGCCGCAAGAGAAAGAAUCCCCCUCCAACGGAGCAGGAGCGCGAACACGAACACGAACAACAGAAACAGGUGGAACAGGUGGAACAGGAGCAAAACCCCGCGGAACCAACCACUGAGCCAGGGGGCGACGAAGGAGAGGAUGACCUUGUCCGCCCUCCAAACCAAGCCGAACCGACUCCGGAUCCUCAACCGAACCCCGAACUCAAUACUGUUCCCACUACACCACUGAAAUCGAAUAAGGGCCCUACCAAGCACAGUCCGAUCUCGUCGACGAGCAAGGUGCCUUACCGCGUGGGUCUGAGCCGGCGGGCGCGCAUCGCUCCGCUGUUGAAGGUGGUUAAGCGAUAAGAUAAUGUCUGGAUACCCCUACUUCCAACUGCUAUUACUGGAAAACAGGAAGGUAGUUGUCGGAUGGAGUCAGUCACGACGCGCUUCUUGCUUUUCACUUCUGCUCCAUUAUAUGUAUAUUGCUCGGUGGAAGGGAGCGGCUCUCAGACUGUAAAAUUCCUUUUUGAGAAUGAGUUAUGUCUUCGCGAAAUACCCCAACAGAGCGGUCUUGCUUCUCGGAAUGGCUACAAUUACUUGUUUCGUCAAUCAUUCUAUCUACAGUGGCUUGAUGAGGCCACGACUGGACAUCUCUACAAUGGUUACGGCCUCCAGAGAUGUCAAUGACAAUCGGAUAUAUUUGUUAUUCUCUUCAGUAGCCUCAAAGGUC